GGCCAAGGUCGUGCGAGGUUCGAGACAGAAGACAGUCGCAAGCUCUCACACCAUUCUUCUCAAAUUCUUUGCCUCUUUCUGCAGCUUGACCGAGUACCUAUCUGUCAGCAAUUCCUUAUUAUUGAAGAAAAGCAAAAGAAUCGCAAUCAUGACUGGAGCUCCUAUCGAUUAUUAUGCUGCCCUAGGAAUAGUUUCGACUGCCUCACAACAGCAGAUUCGAGAUGCUUACAAACGAGCAGCACUCAAAACCCACCCCGAUCGCGUCCCCUCCGACUCCCCAGAACGAGGCGAACGAACCCGCAAAUUCCAACUGAUAAACGACGCUUACUAUACUCUCUCGGACCCUACUCGCCGCAAAGACUACGACUCCGCACGCAUUUACCACGGUUUCGGCUCUGGUGCCUCCACCGCAUCAACAGCAUACGAUUCCGACACGGACGAUAUUCCAGACCCGGGACCAACACCAGGCGGGUUUCCGUGGUCUAGUUUCGGGUUCUCGUCGAAGGCGAAGAGUAAGGAGGAAGAGCAGAAGUUCGAGAGCGAGCAGUUUGGGGAUGUGUUUGAGGAGAUGUUGAGAGAGGAGGGGAUGGCGGAAGGGAAUGGGAGGCCGACGGGUAUGUUUUGGAGUGUGGUUGGCGGAUUGAGUGGUGGUGCUAUGGGGUUCAUUGUUGCGAAUUUCCCAGGCAUGAUUGCUGGAGCUGCGGCGGGGAAUAGGUUGGGCGCUAUUAGAGAUGCGAAGGGGAAGAGUGUUUAUGCUGUGUUCCAGGAGUUGGAUCAGAGUGAUAGAGCGAAGUUGUUAAGUCAGCUCGCUGCAAAAGUCUUUAGCCAUGCCGUCGGUAUUUAGGUGGAAUAUAGGGAGUAGAAUUUUGAAGGGGAAGUCUUGAGGACGAGGAAGGAGAGGUUGGGCUUUUGCGGCGAUGUCUCAUGCGAUGCUUUCAGAAUCAGCAACAAUUCGACUUUAUUGGGAAGAAAGGUUAGGCGUUGUGGGAAAUAAUGAAGACCAGAAGUUUUCCAACGGUUUAUGCAGGAAACGAGGAAUGAUGAAGGAGGACUGCGUGGCUUGAUACCACAUGAAGUGCAGAUAGAAACAAUAAUCAAAUAACCGUUGCGAAACAUGCAUGUUCUUCCAAGCAGCGCCUACAUCCAGG
Messenger RNA from Mollisia scopiformis, 1148 nucleotides. Its product is annotated as DnaJ-domain-containing protein. The record is from RefSeq and is a predicted model, not a curated record. The transcript has 4 exons. The coding region runs from base 149 to 844 and encodes 231 amino acids. Lineage: Eukaryota; Fungi; Ascomycota; Leotiomycetes; Helotiales; Mollisiaceae.